Messenger RNA from Cylas formicarius (sweet potato weevil), 599 nucleotides. RefSeq names its product lipopolysaccharide-induced tumor necrosis factor-alpha factor homolog. The transcript is spliced from 4 exons. NCBI's taxonomy places the organism in Eukaryota, Metazoa, Arthropoda, Insecta, Coleoptera, Brentidae. The coding region runs from base 123 to 452 and encodes 109 amino acids. Gene Ontology annotation, molecular function: zinc ion binding. The record is from RefSeq and is a predicted model, not a curated record.
AAGAGAGGGAGUGGCAUUGAUUAGUGAGCUAGCGAAUUGAAGUGCAAAACAAAGCUUUAUUCUCCUAGGGGUUAUUAAAUUACGGUGAAAGAAAUAAAAAAACAAUUUUAUUAACCAUAAAGAUGGAAACAAAAGGAAGACGCCCCCCAUCUCCAGGUCAACAAUCUGCUAGUUAUCAGCCACCACCAGUGACCAUUCAACCACAAAGUGCUGGUCCACAAGUAGCAGCUUUCGGUCCGAAACCGGCACAGACCAGAUGUCCCUCAUGUCACGCCGAGAUUGUCACCAAAAUUGUGAACAAGGCAAAUACCAAAACCCACGCUAUAGCACUCCUCAUGUGCUGUUGUGUAUGUUGCCUGUGCGCCUGGCUGCCAUACGUCUUGGACACGUGCCAAAGUCAGCAGCACUUUUGCCCAGAGUGCGGCACUUACUUGGGCACGCAUUCCAAUUGAUCCCGAUUGGAACUAAAGCCUCAAUUAGGUUGCUACCUGUCCAGUAUUACAAAAUAAAGCGUUGUGCGAUUUUUUCAGUUUCGUAUAUGUAUGUUAACUAAUGGGGUGGCGUAAGUGUUUCAACCCCGAAUAAAACUCUUCCCAAAA